Camponotus floridanus (Florida carpenter ant) is the source of this 5608-nucleotide messenger RNA. Its product is annotated as serine/threonine-protein kinase 10. Gene Ontology annotation, molecular function: ATP binding; protein serine/threonine kinase activity. The record is from RefSeq and is a predicted model, not a curated record. NCBI's taxonomy places the organism in Eukaryota, Metazoa, Arthropoda, Insecta, Hymenoptera, Formicidae. The coding region runs from base 608 to 2986 and encodes 792 amino acids. The transcript has 7 exons. Gene Ontology annotation, biological process: peptidyl-threonine phosphorylation; peptidyl-serine phosphorylation.
AAACAGUGCACCGAACACUGUAGCUCAGUCGUGAAAUCGUUGGAGGUGUGUGGCCGAGCGCGACGUGCCCGCCUCUUCGAGAAAAGGAGAUAUAUUCUCACGUGGAUUCUCUCCGGUUUCGCCUUCCACGCGUGUGUCCGCGUUUUAUAUAUAAAGCGACAGUUUUAUUCGCGGAUGUAACCCCUUCCUCUUUCUCGGGGAGAAAAGUGCGCUUCCUGGGUGGUAUUAAUUGUGUCUCUUUUCGCGCGUUGUGUGUUCUUCUUUUUCCCUUCGAAUUUCGAUGUGUGAAUGAAACGUGAAAGUUUGCGCGAAAAGCAAUCUGUAAAUUUGCGUGAACGAUUUUGAACGCAUUCGUCUUUCUGUGAAUCACAAGCAGAGCGGAAAUUUGUGCUUACAUAAAUAACGGAAAACCGAGUCGGCGCGAGUUCUAUUAAUUAAUUGGCUGCGUUUCAAGAAGCGGAUUUUUUGUCAAAAUGGGGCAAUGACCGGUGAAAUAUUAUGAAAUUCAUAAACGACAGGAUGUAACAGUCACUGGUAAUCACAAUUGGAUUAACAUCAAAUCGUAAAACCUAUUCUCGACAAUAAAAAGAAGCGGUGGAUUAUCGAGAUGAGCGGAAUGAAGAAGGCGAUCGGUGGAUCCAUUCACAGAAUACGCGAAUUCGAGCUCGAGAAGGUAAAUCUGAUAGAUGAGUUCGACAUUCUGCAGAUCGUCGGUGAGGGAUGGUUCGGCAAGAUCUUGCUGACAGAACACCGCAGCACGCAAACCGAGAUGGUAUUGAAGGCGCUACCGAAAGCAUACACCGGCAUUUCGGACUUCUUUCGAGAAUUUCAUUAUGGGUUACACCUGUCAGCGCACAGGAAUAUUAUAACCACUUACGAUGUGGCGUUCGAGACGGCCGGUUUUUACGUUUUCAGUCAAGAAUACGCUCCGCUCGGUGAUCUCACAUCGAACGUGACAGAGACGGGGUUGGGCGAGCUUCACGCGAAGAGGGUGGCCAGACAGCUCGCUGCUGCGGUGCAACACAUACAUAGCCGCGAGCUGGUGCAUCGGGACAUCAAGCUCGACAACAUACUUGUGUUUCGCAGUGACUUCUCGCGUAUCAAGCUAUGCGAUUUUGGCGAGACCAGGCGGGUCAACACCGUCGUGCGAAGGCACAACGAGUGGCUGCCGUAUUCGCCGCCCGAGGUACUGCAGAUCGACACUGACGAGACGUACAAAGCUCGUACGACGCACGAUGUCUGGCAAUUCGGCAUUGUCCUAUUUGUUUGCCUGACCGGAUGCCUGCCGUGGCAGAAGGCGGCAUUGGAUGAUCCGCGUUAUACGAGAUAUCAAACCUGGCACAACGCAACGCUCAACAUCGCCAAGAAACCGAAAUUAUUUCAGCUGAUUAGCUCACGGUCGCAGAAAUUAUUCAAGAGGCUGCUGGACCCAAAAGCUGAGAAGCGGCCGGUUAGCGUGUUGGAGGUAAAUAAAUAUUUGGAGGACAGAUGGCUGGCGAAACUCGGAGCCGAAAAAGCAUUGAACGGCGGCGCCGACGAGAGAGACGAGCUCUGUCCGUCUAUGUAUAGCUUUCAUAGUUCCUUGGAAGAGAAGAAUCAACUUCUUCAUACUCUCACGACGUAUGGCAUCGAGACGACGGUGGACCGUUCGAAGAAGAAGGAUCGUAUCAGGGAGUGGAUACAGGCCAGCGCGAUCGUCGAGGAGACCGAGGGAGACGAGUCGGAUAUGUACGAGGACUCGGAAUUCUAUGAAGAUGAAGAUGGGGACGGAAACGAGAGUGAAGAGGCAGAGCCGGUCCCCAUGAGAAGCAGACAUUUCCCGGAGAGACGUCCGAGCAUCACGACGAACGAUCUUAGAAAGAGAAGAGGCAGUAGAGUCCCGCCGGCCCGAAAAGCCGCGUCGAAAAACAAAGUGGCCGUAAAGCCCGUCGAAAGGAAAAUACCCUUUGCUCCUCAAGUGGCCGAGGAACGAGAAACGAUCGCACGCUUCGCCAGUUUCCCCAACGGCGAUCCAAGCCUUGCCUCUGUGAGAAAUGGCAGCGAUCAGACCCGCGAUCUCACCAUGACCAAUGUUACCUCCGACGUAUCGUCAACGACGAACAAUUUACCUCCCGGCGACCUUCGAUCUCCGCUCAAUGCAAACGGCCGAAACAUCAGGAUGGAGAAAACUAACAUUGAUAAUCCUCGAGAGGAUCCGGUUUCCGCGUUGCCGGUCACUAUUUCAUCGGCCGAACAGUCACCGCCGAAAAUUACAUCGGGCGAUCCGGACACAAUUAAAACUAGAGCUGAAAGUAAAAUACCGAUGAGUCCGCAAAUCCCAGUCAGGAAGAAUCGCGCUCAUACGGCGCCGUUUUCGGACGCGCGAUCGCCCGAGAAUAGAAAUCGAGAGUCGGCAAAAAGGACGCAAUCCGUGACAGUUUUACAAACGCCGGAAACUAACAAGGGCCCAUCUCCGCCUCGAGCAUCAACGAAGACAUCGACAAGAACAUCGCCGCAUCCUCCGAUGACAUUUCGAGCAGACACUACCCCCGUCACUACGUCAUCGAUUUCGCGAACGGCUAAAUUAACCGCUCCACCGGUCGUUCGGACUGAUAGAGCACCCGCGAUGUCGAUAACAGGCAGCGCAAAUCUAGCCGAGCCCCAGCAUCCGAAUAGCAUUCUCUCUAGUCGAGUCGAAGGCUCGCCGCCGAAUAUGACACAAAUUACAACACCGGCAAACGUUUCCGCUAUGUCCGCUACCUCUCACUUGGCAAUGCAGAGCUUCAAUGCUCUACGGAGUAUCGCGGGCACAUCUUCGUCACCUUCACCGGUAAAUUCAUCAUUAAGUGUAAAUAAACCCGGUCAACAGCUCGAGGAGAUGACCGUGACUUAUGGCAAAGACGUAUACGAACACUACGGCAUUGCACAGGGCACCAUUUUGCCGAUGAGAAUCAAUGUCGUCAGGCAAGACUCCACUGGUAGCGGCAAUCGAUCUGCAAGCAAUUGAGAUACGAAUUAAAAGAUGAUCGGAUUAUCCUUGAAACCGAUGGUAACUAUGUAUAUUCUCGUAAAUUAAUUGCGAAGCUGAUCGAAUAUUGUCAGAGAUACAUAUAUAUAUUUGGAAGUAUGUUUCCUGAAGAGCAAAUUCAAUGCAAAUGAAGAGGACGAGGGAACGAAAAUAUUUCAUGCAACAUUAAAUAUGCAUAUUUGCGUAUAAUAAUUUCUAUCUAACGUUGAUAUCGUUACGAAUUGUUGCUUCAGAAAUUGCCAAGAAUUCUGUCGGAACGCGUUAAUAUAAGAUACUACGCGAUGUUCAGGUAAAAUAAAGCUGUUACGAAAAUAACAUUAUAACAGGACCGCGCGCUGUACAGACAAGAACAUCACGUUAUGUGCAUCAUACUUCAUUAGUUUCAAGGGAUACUUAUAUCGCCACGUGUCGCUCGCUUCAUCAAGCAUAAUGGGAUAAAAUUAGCGCGGCGUCUCGAAAGAGAUGCACCGUGCAAAAAUGUCGCUGAAGCCGUUUGCCUCCUAUUGUUUUCGAUGGUGUGGAAAACGAUAAGAAAUUUUAUAGUCCACGACGCGAAUAUUCUUUUAACAGUUCCAUUCUUUCAAUAUAAAUCUACUGAUAUUUAUGAUAUUAUAUCGGGUAUCUUUCUUUGGAAGCGUACAAAGGAAGAUAUGAGCCACGGAAUGUGAAUUAAUUAAAUAUAUGUAUAUGUGCUUUUUGUGAUAUUAGAGAUCAUAUAAUAUACCAGUUUAAUACAAGCUUAAUAAAUAUUGAAAGAUGCACGUGACACGUGACAAUGUGAAAUAUAUGCAAAGCGAUGAUUUGUGUACUACUAUUACUUAAGUCACAUUAUCAUCAAAAUGUGAUACAUACUUAUUAUGAGCGUUUUUCAACAAACGACACAGAGAACACAAUGUAUCACGUCCUUUGUUGGUUGGCUGAAUGUAAACAAGGAUGAAGUGAUUCAUGUGUUACACUGUGUCUUCUGUGUCGCUUGCUGAAAAAUGCCCUAUGUUAACAUGUUAUUUUAUUUUUCGUAUUGAAAAAUUAAUGUUAUUCUAUUAAUGUUAUCUUGCAAUAAAUUGUUAAUAAUUAUAUAUCUCACUCGCGUACUAAGUUAUUGAAAAUAAUAAAAUAAAACGAGAUACAUAUAUCGUUUGACGUUUUAGAGAGAGAUGUUUGAAUAAAUUAUACGAUACUAUUUCAGACAUAUAAGCUGAUUAUAUGGACCAUUUAGAACUAUCAAAUUUCAUUUUCUGUCAUUUUCAAAGCAGACUAACAUGCAGACAAGCGAUCAGUCUGAUGUAUAUUAGCGAUUCUUGGAGUAUGCCAUAUACGCGACCGUUUAUAAUUGACGAUACUUUUGCUGGUGCACGAUAUUGUUAAAUAAAGAAACAGAUCUUUAAUGCCGCGGCGUCGCUAAUUAGUUACUGUAGGUGUUUGAUAUUACCUGAUUUAUGAGUGACGGCAGCCGUGACUAUUAGAUAAGCUUCCUUCGACGGCGAAUUUCGCUUAAACUCCAAACUGCGUCGUCGCAAAGAGGGAGAGGAGAGAGGGCGAGAGAGAGAGAGAGAGAGAGAGAGAAACGUCGCGACUAUUAACGUAUCUGAAGAAGAGCGAGGAUGACGUAAGAAUGGGUAGCGAGUAAGGGAGAGAGAGACAAAAUGGUGGAGCAGCCGGGCGAGAGAGGAUCACGAGAGGGUGCGCGUUUGGCGAUGUGGAAAUAAUUCCCCGGGCGGGUCGUGGCACGAAUUAAUUAAGAGAUACGUAAGUAGCGCAUAUUGCGCAGGAGGCGCAAUUACUGUCAUCUUUGACGCCAAGAAGUAACGCGGCGACGUGCGAAAGAUACGAAGGACCGCGAGGCGCGGAGGUAGUUAGUUGUUUAUCGUCGGGAACUAAACUGAUGGUAUAUUGCCGUACAAACGACGGCAACUCGGAACUUUCCCGACACGUACGUUAAUUAUUAUUUAAGUUUGACGUUACUCAUGGAAUUGCUAAUUGACAUUUUUAAUAACGCGCGUGCGAUAUAUUAAUAAAGAUUCACCCGCAUAACGUUCCAAUGAGUAAUGAGGUCGUCAGUUUCUACGAUUGCGAUAUUAUGGUUAAAUUAUUGGUCAAUUAAAUUGUUAUAGGAUGCUACUUAAUUAAUAAUAAAUUACCAAAGUUAUAAAUUAUGAACUACAUAAUGUUUUAGUAAUGUAUCCUUCUGACAGAGUAAAUGAUACUGUACGAGCAUCUGUCCUAAUAUUAUUUUGGAUUACAUGAAAUUGCCAUAAUUAUUGAUCGUAGCUCCGUUCGUGAAUAUAGUCGUGAUUGUUCUUGAUACGCUUAUAUACAGCUAUCAACGUAGCUGACUGAAGAUUGUUGCUCUGUCGAGAGUGACGCUCGACACCUUUGCUAUCGGUCCAAAAGCCAUGCGGAUGAAAAUUGAUGAAACCACAAUUGGUGUUAAUGGCGUACCACAAUUUCCCCCUCGUUGUUAUCAUCCAACAACCUUCUGCAUCCUUGUUACGUCGCUUUCGACAUCUAUUUCGGGAUCGAUCGGAUUUGCUUCGAAGUCAGGGAUCCGUACGCGUAGCCCGGCCUAUGAGGAUGUAUAAUCUACAAUCACUAAUGAUGUGU